AUGAUGGAAAGUGAUAUUCAUAAUUCUAUGGAAAACGAUCAAAAAGCUAAUAAAGAAAUUUGUGAAGAUGAAGAAGAACAGGGUAAGGAUAUCAACUAUAACAAUGAUAGUAUGGAGAACAAAGAAGAUACUAAAAGUAGAAAAUCAAAAAAUAGCCUUAUAAUAAAUAAAGACGAAAUUAAUGAAAUAAGUGACAAGUAUAUAAAAUAUUUAGAAUGCAUAAAAAAUAAUUGGUCUUCAUCCCAAGCAUCAAAAUUAUUAAAUGAAAAAUUAAUAAAAUAUAUAUCUGAACGCUUUUUAUAUAUGUCUAGUUCUCUAAAGGUUAGAGUAUUAACAAGCUUUUUUUACUUAACUGAUAAAUUGCGAAUUGAAACAAAAGAAUAUCUAUUAUUAAUUACAGCAAAUGGCGAAAUUGAUGGUAAUGGAUGGGUUAAAAAAUUUAGUCGAAUUUUAAAGCAAUUCGUUAAAACCGGAAUUAUUGAUAUUAAGGACAUAGAUAGCCAAACAAUGCACAGAAUUUUAAAUUAUAUUGACCAAGAAAAUAGUAAUAAAAAGGGGAAAAAAUGCUAUAACCACAAUAAAAAGGAAAUCGAAUAUAUACAUAUGUGUGAUCCGAUAAAUGAAUUAAAAAAUUUAGGAAAUAAAAAUAUUAUACAUUUGGACGAAUAUAAAAUGUUUACACCCUCAAAAAAUUUUGAUUGCCUUCUUUUGUCGGUAAUUAAAAAAGGGAUUAAUGAAUUUAAAAACUAA
This is a messenger RNA of Plasmodium berghei ANKA, 750 nucleotides long. Its product is annotated as negative elongation factor A, putative. Lineage: Eukaryota; Apicomplexa; Aconoidasida; Haemosporida; Plasmodiidae. The record is from RefSeq and is a predicted model, not a curated record. Bases 1 to 750 code for a protein of 249 amino acids. The transcript is spliced from 2 exons.